AUGGAGCGUAACCUCUUCGCUCCGGAGAAGUCAAGGGUACUGCCUGCAUAUAACCAAAUGUCGAAAGGUAAAAGAGGUCCAUCAGCGUCGCACCUGGCGCUAGUGGAGCUGAACCUCCAACCAACACCGAACCGGCACGACAACCUCGCCGAAACAUCGCCUCGAGAAAACGCACCCCCCCAAAAAUGGAAGAGGAAGACCUGCAGGAAAAGAAAAGGCUGA
This is a messenger RNA of Parnassius apollo (apollo), 222 nucleotides long. The record is from the annotation of a GenBank genome assembly. Lineage: Eukaryota; Metazoa; Arthropoda; Insecta; Lepidoptera; Papilionidae.